This is a messenger RNA of Anopheles gambiae (African malaria mosquito), 1354 nucleotides long. Its product is annotated as gustatory receptor for bitter taste 66a. Gene Ontology annotation, cellular component: membrane; neuronal cell body; axon. The transcript has 7 exons. Gene Ontology annotation, biological process: sensory perception of taste. The record is from RefSeq and is a predicted model, not a curated record. NCBI's taxonomy places the organism in Eukaryota, Metazoa, Arthropoda, Insecta, Diptera, Culicidae. The coding region runs from base 35 to 1354 and encodes 439 amino acids.
GCGUCGAGAUUUACGGUCUCCGUUUGUGCAGAGGAUGCAGCCGAUCAAAUCGUUCUACCUGUUCUCAAAGCUGUUCGGGCUGUGCCCGUACCCGCUCGAUCCGACCGUACCGGUCAACACGCGGGCCAGCUACGUGAAGCAGCUGCUGCCAACGUACACGGUGCUGCUGCUGUACUCCUCCUGCCUGGUGAGCAUCUUCUGGCAGAGUGGCAACACGUCCGACAUUUCCAACGCCGCUAAUUGGAUACAGUUCAUUCCCAACUCAUUUGCGUACGUCUUUUCGCUCGUCUUUGCCAUCCGGCAUCGCACGAUGGCGAACGAAAUUUUGACCACCUUCGCCAUCGCCGACGAUAAGCUGCGAACGCAGUUUGGCAUUUCCUUCACAAUGCCAAACGUCAAAAUGAGACGCGUGUCUAUCCUGGCUUGCAUUGUCACCAUGACCUGCGGCAGUACCAUCGGGGCGCUCACUUAUUUGAUCGGAGUUAAUUGGAAUCGUAUAUGGACGUUGCUUUAUUGGAUCGCCUUCUGUAUGCCAAAGUUUGGAUUGCUUCUGUUCAGUUUCCAGUUCGCCGGCUGUAUCCUGUACCUGUCGGACCGGGCCAUGCUGCUGCUGAGAGGCAUGAACAAUUUUCCGGUCGGUGUGGAAAACCUCGCCCUGCAGCCGCAAACCCACGGCCACGGGCCGCAGUACAAAACGCUCAACAUGGCGAUGGGCGGCAACCAUCUGCCGAGCAUGCACGAGGGCAAGCUGAACCGGCUGACCACGCUCGCGACCAUCAAGAUCCGCGCCAUCAGCCCGCUCGACUCGAUCCAGCACAUCCGCGAGGUGGUCGAGCUGCUGCAGGACCUGUCGGUCAAGAUAAACCACUGCUUCGGCAAGCAGGCCAUCUUCUCGCUGCUGUCCGCGUUCACCUGCGUCACGGUGCAGCUGUACUACAUGCUGAACCACAUCAAGUCCGGCUUCACCGCGUCCCGGUCCGAGAUCUAUGCGCUCGCGUCCUGCAGCCUGCUGUUUCUGCACGGCAUCGAGUUUUGGUCGCUGUUUACCAGCGGCGAGAACGUGCGGCUCAAGUGGAAAAAGGUGAUCAAUUUCCUGUUCUUCAUGAAGUCCAAAUCGGCCGACGAUGACUUUCGCACCAAGGUGGACGAUCUGAUUUCGUUCAUGGUGACGAAUCCGCUCGAGUUCAAUGCGUACGGGCUGUUUCCCAUCGAUCUGUCGGUGCUGACGGGGAUUGCUUCCUCCAUCACAACGUAUCUGAUCGUGCUGAUACAGUUCAAAAUAUCCGAGGAGCAGUCCAGCGGCUAUGACGAUGAUUCGGACGAGAAAAGUCAGAUCCAGUAUUCAGCACACUAG